GGAAGACGCGUGCCGUGUGCCGUCUUUGGUUGUGUACCAUUACAUCUGUACUGCAAAUGACUUUUCUUUCUAUUGCCUUGCGAAUCAGCCUUCAAUGCGUUCUUUCCUUAUUACAGCCUUGAGCAUCGUAUGUGUUUGUCUAGCAUGUAUCGUGUACGUUGAAACCGUUGGUUCUCGGUUAGACUGCACCGCAUUGUAUUGCCCGGCGCCGCCGUUGUGCGACCAGGCAACACGCACGUUCUCUCAGCGGGUGGUGUGCGGCCUUGGAAAAAGCCCCCUCAAGCCGGGUUCGAAAGAGUUCCGCGCCUAUGUUGUGACACGGCUGCAUGGCUUUGUGAAGGAGUCCCUCAAAGGGCAGCUGAUGGCACCCGCCGUGGUGGAGAUGGUGGAGUACAAGCUGCACCACCCUUAUGAGCCGAUGGUGCUGCACUUUGCAGGGGACAACGGCGUGGGCAAGACGCGACUGGCAGAGCUGAUCUCCCUAGCGUACGGACAGCGCUGCGGGGAUGAGCUCUGCACCGUGGGCGACUCCACGCUGGUGCUCUCCGGUACCGGGUACGACGGACUGUCCACGGCGGAGUUCCGCAAGGCGGUAGUAGAGCUCGUGACGCGGCACGCCAGGCGCCACCCGCGUGACGGCGUCGUCGUCAUUAACGAACUCUCCUCCUUGGAGCCGGGCAAGGUACGGGUGUUGCUGCCGCUGUUGGGGCGCGCGAGCGAGUUCCCGGAGCACUUCGACGUGAAGAUUUCAACGCAGCUGGUUGUGCUGACGACCGACUUUGGUCGUGAGGGACGCACACGUGGUAAGGGUUUGUCAGAGAUGCGGAGUUUCAUCAACAGCGAGUUCACCGACUUGUACAGCGCACAAUUCGCGUCGCACGUGCGCACCCUCCCGUUUCUGCCCAUUUCGCUUGACACCGCCGGCGAGAUUGUACGCGUAGUGGCGAAGGAGAUUGGGUGCUCCGCCACGCCGCCCGUGCGUCUCGCCAUCACCGACACCGCCGUGCUGUGGUUGGUGGAGAAGACGAAAGGGUCGUUGGCGGUGGAGAACGGGCGUGCCGUCGCGCAGGAGACGAAGCUGCACGUGGGCUCCCUCAUGGAACGUCUGCAGGCGGACGAGGCGUCGCACCCGUCCAGCAAAACCCUCCGGCCGCGGGACGGCGCUGCGAAUUGCAGCGUGCCCGCGUGCAACAUCUACGUGGACGACGGCGGUCAGAUUGGUCUCGCGUGCUGA
Molecule: messenger RNA, 1234 nt
Organism: Leptomonas pyrrhocoris
Lineage: Eukaryota; Euglenozoa; Kinetoplastea; Trypanosomatida; Trypanosomatidae
Exons: 1
Coding region: 95-1234 (379 amino acids)
Molecular function (GO): ATP hydrolysis activity; ATP binding
Source: RefSeq, a predicted model, not a curated record